Messenger RNA from Penicillium paradoxum, 1776 nucleotides. RefSeq names its product GMC family oxidoreductase. The coding region runs from base 1 to 1776 and encodes 591 amino acids. The transcript is spliced from 3 exons. NCBI's taxonomy places the organism in Eukaryota, Fungi, Ascomycota, Eurotiomycetes, Eurotiales, Aspergillaceae. Gene Ontology annotation, molecular function: flavin adenine dinucleotide binding; oxidoreductase activity, acting on CH-OH group of donors. The record is from RefSeq and is a predicted model, not a curated record.
AUGCUCCUUUCAACCAUUGGAUUCGGUGUGCUCUGGUUGGGUACUGUCAACGCGAACAAUCAAGAUGGCUCACCUUCGCAAUACGACUUUGUUAUUGUUGGGGGAGGUACCAGUGGACUCGUCGUUGCUAACAGGCUUUCUGAGAUGCGAGGUUUCACUGUGGCCGUCAUAGAAGCCGGGGACUCCGUUCUCAAUAAUUCCAAUGUUUCUACCGUUACGGGGUACGGAAAGGCGUUUGGAACCGAUAUCGACUGGACUUAUCACACCGAAGACCAAAAACAUGCGGGAGGAUCGAAGCAGAUUAUACGGGCCGGAAAGGCCGUUGGGGGCACAAGCACUAUCAACGGAAUGUCAUACACCCGAGCGCAGAAAGUCCAAAUUGAUUGCUGGGAGCAAGUUGGAAACAAGGGUUGGAACUGGAACAGCCUUUUUCCAUACUAUAAGAAAUCCGAACAAUUUCAGGUACCCACGCCAGACCAAAUUAACCAUGGUGCCGACUACUACAUUGACCAUCACGGGCAGAAUGGCCCACUCAAAGUCGGCUGGCCUAUAAGCAUGACGAACAGCAGCUUGCUACCCAAACUUGACGAAACGUUCCAGCAGCUAGGUCUUCCGUACAACCGGGAUGCCAAUGGUGGGAGCAUGGUAGGACUAACAGUCCAUCCCAACACCGUCGAUAGGGAGGCCAACGUUCGCCACGAUGCAGCCCGAGCUUACUAUUGGCCUUACCAAAAUCGUUCCAAUCUCAAAAUUAUAUCAAACGCAUACGCGAACAAGAUCAUCUGGGGACAGGAUUCGGGCAGCGAUGCAGUCGCGAAAGGGGUUGAGAUUACGGGUGUCGAUGGGGUUGAGACGAUCUACGCUACGAAGGAGGUCAUCUUAUCGGCUGGGUCCCUUAAAUCACCAAUGCUCUUGGAGCUGUCUGGCAUUGGAAAUCCUGAUAUUCUCGGCCAGUACGACAUUCCUGUCAAAGUGAAUAUCUCCACCGUUGGGGAGAACUUGCAGGAUCAGACGAACAACGGAUUCUCUUAUGAAGGGAAUGCGCUCUGGCUGGGUUCGCCGACUUUCUCGGCCUUGCCAUCAGCGAAGCAGAUCUUUGGAGGGAAUAUAUCUGCAAUUGCCUCUGUUGUCAAUUCGAGCCUCGUGGAUUAUGCAAAAUCUGUCUCAGAUUACUCCAAUGGCGCCGUCCAGGAAGCAAAUGUAUUGGCUGCAUUUCAACUUCAAUACGAUUUGAUCUUUAAAUCGCAAGUUCCAUAUGCGGAGAUAGUUUUGCUUCCUAUCGCGCGCUCUUUCUCCAGUGAAUACUGGCCUCUCCUUCCAUUCUCGAGGGGCAGUGUGCACAUUAAGUCCGCCGAAGGCUCUCAUUCACCUGCCAUCAAUCCUAAUUAUUUUUCCUUCGAACAAGAUCUGCACGCCCAUGCCGAUGUGGCUCGGUAUAUCCGCAAGGCAUUCAGUACUGCGCCUCUCAGCAAUCUUGUGGGGGAGGAACUUGCACCAGGACGGGUACUCGUUCCGGAAAAUGGGUCGGAUUCUACCUGGGAGACUUGGGUUAAGUCAAAAUAUCGAUCGAAUUUCCACCCUAUUGGCACUGCAAGCAUGUUACCACGAGACAAAGGUGGCGUUGUCUCCCACGAUCUGAAGGUCUAUGGGACGAAGAAUGUCCGUGUUAUCGACGCUUCCGUCUUGCCCUUCCAAGUUUGUGGCCACCUGACGAGUACUCUAUAUGCUGUGGCCGAGCGGGCAUCAGAUCUAAUCAAAAGUCGAUAUAUAUUCUGA